AUGGCGUACCAACUCCGCGGCGGCGGCGGCGGAGUCGCCCCGGACCUGAAUCCGCUGCCUCCAGAAGGCGGUGAGCAGGCGCCUCCCCCGGCGGCGGAGGUGGACCGCAUCUCGUCGCUGCCGGAGAAGGCGCGGCUGCGCAUCCUGAGCUUCCUCCCGCUCAAGGCGGCGGUGAAGUUGGGGAUGGUCUCCAACAGGUGGUCGCAUCUCGUGAACACUCCACAGUGGCCGUGCGACUCCAUCCUCGCGAUCCACAUCCGCCCCGCGACGCAGGGGCCGUGUGGCUGCCUCGUCCCCACACACAUCCGCUCCGACCAAAUCAUGCCGCUGCUGGCUAACGAGCUGGGCCGCCGCGGCCGGGGCUCGGGCCACCGCCUCCUCCGCCUCUUCCUCAAGGUCGACGACGCCCAGACGCGCCCCGCCGACUUCUACUCCCUCCUCGACUACGCCGCCGACUGCGACGUAGAGGACCAGCAAUUCUUCGUCAACGUGGGGCUGGGGCCGCCCGAGGUAUCGUUCAACUUCCAGCGGGCAAGCUACCGGCUCUUGCGCUUGGUGCUCUUCGGCGUCGGCGUCAACGAGGCCCAUCGUCGACCUAUGAGCCAGGUCCGCUCCAUCAACACGCUCGAGGUCAUUUGCAUCCGGUCCACCAGCCUCGGCGACCUCGACCUCAAAAGGGUACUCCUCCUGUGCCCCCGCCUCCGCACCCUCAUCCUGCGCAACUGCCGCGUCCUCACCUGCGUUGAUGUCACGGCUGCAAGCAAGCGCCUGGUGAGGCUCACCGUCGCGGAGUGCCCCCAGGUCGACAAAAUCAGUGUCAGCACCGCCUUAGGCCUCCAUUCCUUCAGCUACAGCGGCGGCUUCCUCCGGUCCGUGUCCCUCCCUCCAAACUGCUUGGGGGAUCUCUACAUCUGCUUCACGAAAACGACAUUUGUCGACCCGAUGCAGUACCACAACUGGCUCGAUGCACUCCCAAAUCUCUCCUACCUCUUCAACCUCACCAUAUGCAGCAAUGCUCUCAGGCUUAUGUCUGGCUUGCGUAGCAGGGGAAAUUUCCAGCCCCAGGUGGCCAAGUUGAGCAACCUGCAGAAUUUGAGAGAGCUGCAGCUGGUCAUGUAUGGAAUGAAGACCGCCAUGCUCUCCUACAUGUAUGAAUUCCUCGGGAUGUGCCGUUGUUCUCGGCUGAGAAAUCUCUUCGUGGAGCUCCCAAAAGCCAGAACUGAUUCCUUCGUGGAUGCUGUCAGCUGGUUGGCCGAAGAGCCACCCAUGGAUGGCUUCGAGAACCUUGUGAAGGUAAAGAUAACCAACUUCAAGUGGCAGUGCAAUGAGAUUGAGCUGGUGCACUUUUUGUUCAGAAAGGCCAGGUCCCUCCAGAAGCUGAUACUAGUUGUUCCUAAGGGGACAAAUCCAGACAGGGAUCAGUCAGGCAAUGCCAUUUUCCCAGAUUUAAGCCUGCUGUGCCUCGAGAAAGCUCCAGAGAAUGUCGAGGUACAAGUGCUCAAUACUUGCGAAAUAUCAUCAUAUUGGUAUGGCUGUAUGCAUGGGGAAGCAGAUGCUAGUGAAAUAUCGCAUCAACUUCUGCAAAUAAAAGUUGUCCACUUGACAGUAUCUGAUGUGGUGUUCUCAGGAACAGAACCACCGAGCUGCUUUGUGAGCAUGAAAGCGGACAUAGAAUUUUGA
This is a messenger RNA of Miscanthus lutarioriparius, 1680 nucleotides long. Lineage: Eukaryota; Viridiplantae; Streptophyta; Magnoliopsida; Poales; Poaceae. The record is from the annotation of a GenBank genome assembly.